CUCCUGCCGCCGCUGCCGCGCCCUGCCCCGGGCCUGGCUGCCCUCCGCCUCCAUUGCCCUCGCACUGCCCGACCGCCGUCGGCCGGCCGGAGGGAGGGAGCAUGCAGCGGGCCGCGCUCUUCAGCGGCGGCGAUGCGCAGAUGGCCGCCGGGGACCUGGGCGAGCUGCUCGUCCCCUACAUGCCCACGAUCCGGGUGCCCAAGUCAGGGGACCGGGUCUACAAGACGGAGUGUGCUUUCUCCUACGACUCGCCUGAUUCAGAAGGAGGUCUCUAUGUGUGCAUGAAUACGUUUCUGGGAUUUGGAAGGGAACACAUUGAAAGGCAUUACCGGAAAACAGGACAGUGCGUAUAUUUGCAUCUGAAACGACAUGUGAUAGAGAAGGUACCAGGGGCAUCUGGUGGAGCUUUACCAAAAAGGAGGAAUGGAACGCUAUUUUUAGAUCUAGAGACAAACGGUGAUCUCAACAGUGAUGACUUUGAAUAUGAAGAUGAAGCAAAACUUGUUCUAUUUCCUGAUCACUAUGAAAUUGCAUUACCCAAUAUAGAAGAGUUACCAGCACUGGUGACGAUAGCUUGUGAUGCACUCCUCAGCGCAAAGUCACCCUACAGAAAGCAGGAACCUGACUCCUGGGAAGAAGAACUACAGGCAUCUAAACAUGCCAAAACACUUGUACAGUUAGACAACGGUGUUAGAAUUCCCCCCAGUGGUUGGAAAUGCUCUAAAUGUGACCUGCGGGAGAAUCUGUGGCUAAACCUGACAGAUGGUUCGGUGCUGUGUGGCAAGUGGUUCUUUGAUGGCCAUGGGGGGAACGGGCAUGCAAUGGAGCACUACAAGGAGACGGGUUAUCCCCUGGCCGUGAAGUUGGGAACCAUCACGCCUGAUGGAGCAGAUGUCUAUUCCUUUGAUGAAGAGGAGCCAGUUUUAGAUCCACAUAUAGCAAAACAUCUGGCACACUUCGGAAUCGAUAUGCUACAGAUGCAAGUGACAGAAAAUGAGCUAAGAGAUAAUGAUAUAAAACCAAGAGUCUCCGAAUGGGAAGUGAUUCAGGAAGCUGGCGUGAAACUCAAGCCCAUGUAUGGCCCAGGAUACACUGGCAUGAAGAACCUGGGAAACAGCUGCUACCUCAAUGCUGUCAUGCAAGCCAUUUUCAGCAUCCCAGAGUUCCAGCGAGCGUAUGUGGGAAACCUUCCACGAAUAUUUGAUUACUCUCCGCUUGAUCCAACGCAAGAUUUCAACACUCAGAUGGCUAAAUUGGGACACGGCCUCCUUUCAGGCCAGUACUCUAAGCCACCCGUGAAAUCCGAGCUUAUUGAGCAGGUGAUGAAAGAAGAACACAAGCCUCAACAGAAUGGAAUAUCUCCCCAAAUGUUUAAGGCUUUCAUAAGUAAAGGACACCCAGAAUUUUCCUCUAAUAGACAACAAGACGCUCGGGAAUUUUUCCUACACCUUAUAAAUCUAGUAGAGAGGAACCCUGUAGGUUCAGAAAACCCUAGCGAUGUUUUCCGGUUCCUGGUGGAAGAACGCACACAAUGCUGCCAGUCCAGAAAGGUCCGCUACACAGAGAGGGUGGACUAUAUCAUGCAGUUACCUGUUGCCAUGGAGGCAGCAACGAACAAAGAUGAAUUAAUCGCCUAUGAAUUGAAGAGACGAGAAGCAGAGGCUGCAAGGAGACCUCCACCAGAGCUUGUCCGUGCCAAGAUCCCGUUUAGUGCCUGUCUACAGGCCUUUUCUGAACCCAGCAACGUAGAGGAUUUCUGGAGCAGUGCCCUUCAAGCAAAAUCUGCAGGAGUUAAGACUUCUCGUUUUGUUUCAUUUCCUGAGUACUUAGUGGUGCAGAUAAAGAAAUUUACCUUUGGCCUUGAUUGGAUACCCAAAAAGCUUGAUGUUUCUAUCGACAUGCCAGAUUUCCUAGAUAUCAGCCACCUUCGGGCCAGGGGUCUCCAGCCAGGAGAAGAGGAACUUCCAGACAUUGCUCCUCCCAUUGUCAUUCCCGAUGACCCAAAAGACCGUAUGAUGAACCAUUUCAUGGAGUCUCUAGAUAUUGAUGAGUCUUCGGUUAUGCAACUGGCAGAAAUGGGGUUUCCUUUGGAAGCGUGUCGGAAAGCUGUGUACUAUACAGGCAACCUGGGUGCUGAAGUCGCUUUCAACUGGAUCAUUGCACACAUGGAAGAACCAGACUUUGCUGAGCCAUUGGUCUUACCUGCAUUUGGAGAAGUUGCUUCCAGUGGAGCAGCUGCAUUUGGAGCUGUUGGGCUAGAUAACCAACCUCCUGAAGAGAUGGUUGCAAUUAUCAUUUCCAUGGGCUUCCAAAGGAAUCUAGCAAUUCAAGCGCUGAAAGCAACAAACAAUAACUUGGAGCGUGCACUGGAAUGGAUAUUCAGCCAUCCUGAACUUGAGGAAGAAAAUGAGCCUGCUUUGGACAUGAUGAAUAUGGAGAACAGUGCUAAUGCCAAUAUCCUUGCAGAGACAGGGUUGGAGGGACCCAGGAUCAAAGAUGGGUCUGGAAGAUAUGAGCUGUUUGGCUUCAUCAGCCACAUGGGAACAUCCACAAUGAGUGGCCACUAUGUUUGUCACCUCAAAAAAGAAGGAAGAUGGAUGAUCUACAAUGACCUUAGAGUCUGUGCCUCAGAACGACCUCCCAAAGACCUGGGCUACAUUUAUUUUUACCACAGGAUACCAAGUUAGGCCUUAAAUCUGUUACCUGGCCUUAAGAAGCCAUAUGCCUUUUUAACCUGCCCAAAAAAGCGUACAAUAAAAAUUUAAAACCAAUGAAAGACCCCCAACCCUUGGACUGCCAAAAAGCAAAGGAAAACAAGGGAUAUUUAUAGUUUAUUUAAAAACAGUCAUUUGAUGCCGCCUUAAAUAUUAGUGGGAAAAUUUCUAUUGGGUGAUGUAUAGUACAUUGUUUUCAAUUUAUACACCUUAAAGGACACCUUAAGACCAUGCAGAUUAAUGGUGGAGUUUGCAGCUACUAUAUGGAAAAAACACGAGUUUCAGAGAUGAACAAAACCAGCCCAGUUCAGCCCAGCUCCUGCUUGUUUUGUCCAGGCAUCUGUUGAAGACAACAAAGAAAUAUUUGCAUCUUUGGUAACUGGGAGACAGUAUUUUCAGCCGGAGUCCAGACCACUUAGAGAAAUCAUAUCACAUAUUAAGUUGGAGGGAGGGUUGUGUGAGUGUUCUUCAAAUCAGAAUGUCUUUUUGAGAGAUCAUUUUCAGUACUGUGAGACAAGUUAACUAAAGUGAUAGCUGUUGGAAUUCAGUUUUACAGUAUUUUGGUUUGCCUUUUGGAUGCAUAAACUUAGGAAUCUAAGGGAGAUGGAAGCAAUGUCCUGUCAGUGCCCUGUACAUUUUCUGCCAAAGACAAACAGUAGAUUUUAUUUUUGCAGACAUAGGUUUCUUCAUCUCUUGAAUGUUUGUUUUGCAAGUUCUUCCAACAGAUUCAGGAUUACAGAUGGCUAAAAGAAGCAGACUUUCUGACUAUAAACUUAAAUGCAUACCCUUAGCAAAGGCAAGGCUAUUAUUUUAUUUUAUUUCUUAUGAAAGAGGUAAAGAAGGUGUUAAUGUCCCAUUACACUUAUUUCAGGGAAAUAUGCAUCUAGAGCAUUCACAUUCCAGCUGAAAUCAACUCCCUGACAAAGUGCUCAUAGUGCAAUUCUGCUUUCUGCCAAAGGUUACUUAAAUAUUUAAUGCUAUUCGUGAGUGGGGGAAAUUGCUUAGUAAAAUAGCCAAUUUAUUGAUUUACACCUCUCUCCUCCCUCCCGAAAAGAAAAAUAAUAGAACACCUUGAAAUGAUGCUUUGGCUUUUUUAAGACUUGCAAACACACCAAUAAUUUGAUCCCUUCAACAGGCACCUUCUAAAGAGGGGGUUUUAUAUCCCUGCCAGGUAUGAAGGGGUGGGUAGGUAGGGGCUGACCUUUCCUGUCUUUUUUUGGGGGGGUGUUAUUUCAGUUUUUGUCAUAGGCAAGAAUACAUGUGUUUUUUUAAAUUGUGUUUGAAAACACUAAUUCUAGAAAAAAUAUGAUGGUGAGUGCACUAAACCUUUCAUGAUUCCAGAAAAACCCUGAAGGUUCCGUGUUGGCCACUGCUUAGAGACUGUUGCUGGAGUUGCCUCUUAUAAACUCACUGAGCCCUCAAAAUAAAUUGGAACAGUCAAAAAGAAAAAAAGUUCUCUGUAAGAAGAGUGCAAGAGAGGCAGGGAGGUGUAAUUAGAUUUUUCUCUGCAGUCAGUGCCUGCAAGUUUAAUAGCAAAAUUCAGGCAGCUACACACUGUAGAAGAGAACCCAAAUUAAAAAUCUGGUUAUGAGCAGGCCACUUUAUUUUUUCCAGUGCUUGGAGGAACAUGGUUCCCCCUCUGUAGUCAUAUGGCUUCAUGCAGAGCCAAAACCCACUUUUUUAAACCAGUUUUUGAUCUUAAAAGAUUAUGAGAGAAAUUCUAGUGCAAUAAUUCUGUAGAGAGUAAAUGGUUCCUAACUGUGGGGAAAGCUUCCUGCACUUAGUGCUCUUAUUGACACAAAAGAACAACGUCCUACAACAUUAGUAAGUGGCUCCUGUGAGAUACAGGAUGCUAGUAAUUGUUUUCCUUCUAGGUUUUGAGUAUUUGUGUGUUUCACCAGAAAAUGACAGAUUUGAAAAUGGGAUCAGCAAAUUGUGCAGUGAUACAUCUUCUAUUUAAUAUGAAAGAACAAAACUUCUGUAUAUCUAUGUUUGUGCUCUUUCAUUCUGGUAGUAGAAAAAGGACAAAAGCACUCUCUCUUUUCUUUUUAUUUUAGAUUUUUUUUAAAUGCCCAGAUAUAUUCCAAGGAAGUUCAACACAACAGCUUCCCUCUUGCCAUGUGAACUUAAAGGGCUACUUAUAAACAAGAUCUGAUGGCUGCUACCUUUUUAUUUUGAAACCUCGGGUAAAUAAAGGCCAACAGCAUUGUUCCCAUGUUCAUUAUUAAACUGGAAACAUGGCUGGUCUUGUAGGAGUAGGGAUGGAGCUUGGACUCUUAACAAACCAUUUGUCUGGUACCUCCUAAACCUGGAGUAGCUGUGGGACUGAUUGAUCUCUGUUAACAGGAGGAGCAUUUAGAAAGCUGGCGGGUGCUAAACUGGAGAUGGUGAAUGCCAGGGGAGAGCCAUUCCCUGGCUGCCAUAGGUGAACUCUAGCAGCUCGGCUUCUGAAAUUCUUUUCAGUUCAUCACUCUUGUGUGCUGCCUCCUAGACUAUCAAGUGGGUCAGAAGCGCAAGGAGCAAUUUAGGGGAAAGGCUUAUGGAUCUUCUAAAAUUUAGCACUUGAAAACAUAUUAAAAUUCUUCUUGAGGAAUUAUUAGCUCCCAAAAUAGUGGCUUCCCUUCCUUUUUUGAAAUGGCCACUUAAGUCACCUCAUUUUUGCGGUAGGAUGUGUGAAGUACAUCAUGAGUCUGGAGGCGCAGGAUGUAAACUCCUGACUCUUCAGCUUAAAGUGAGGGUGAGGAGUUUGGGUUUUUUGUUUGUUUUUUAAGCACAAUCAGACUGUACUGAAAAAGCAACUAAUUUAUCAGGCUUUGCUUGCUAAAAUUUGUAUGCACUUAAUUGCGUUGGGUCAGGCCUCAGUGCACAGCCUGGGCAGUGGCUGAUGAGGAAACUCCAUGUGCCUGGGUACUGUAAGAGCUGUUUUGGGGCUGGGUGUGCUGAGAGCUGCUUGACAAAAAGGAAUAGAGGAAGAAAAAUCACUGUGAGCUGUUUGAGACAAUCUAACCUGAGAAUUACGGCAAGCCAGGACUCGGCAACAAAUAAUGCUUUUAUUUCUCAGACUCAUUUUUAUUUUUUCAUAUGGUACAUUGAGGUUAGGAGAGUGGAGGGAAGAAAAACUCAGCAACUUCUCCUUGUCAUCCUUUUUCCCCUCUCAUUCUUAGCAGCAUGCUGGAUCUGGUAGAGCCUUUGUUUUGAGUCAUAAUCUCCAGUCUCCAAAACACAUGUAGACACAAACUCCGAAAUAAUGUCUUCAAAGCUAUGGUCUAAAAAGUAGCCUAUAUGUUUCUGGGCUGCUAUCACUUCUAAUUCUGCUGGGUUCAGUAACAUUAAUUCUGACUCUCUUUGGUGUAACUGAAGCCAGAGUCAGUCCAUUUUCUUUGAUUCAGGCAGCCUCCCCUGGGUCAUAGUGCACAUUCUGAAUACAGAUGCAACCACAGCUCAUUAAGUUGUUGUAGAAGCAUCUCCAAUUCAUUCCUUUUGUUCUCCAUCCUGACAACAGCCUCUUUUAUCUCUGAUGUUUUCAUACACUGGAAGACUAUGCAAAAUAUGUAACUGGACAUAACUUUUUAUUCUCUUCCCAUCAUCCUUCCUACCUUAAUGGCUGAGAUCAGUUUUUCAUUUCUAUUCACUCCUCAGUGGUUUUACUGUUGUAUCCUGGAAGUGUCUGUACUGGUUUACUUUGCACCAUUCGGAGUUGUUUGCUUGAAGCACUGUUAACAUUUUGGAAAGUAUUUGUCUGAGAUGAGAAAGGUUGUGAAUGACAUUGUUGCAACUGUUUUAAAUUAAAAAGAAAUAUUCUCACA
Molecule: messenger RNA, 6520 nt
Organism: Columba livia (rock pigeon)
Lineage: Eukaryota; Metazoa; Chordata; Aves; Columbiformes; Columbidae
Gene: USP13
Product: ubiquitin specific peptidase 13
Exons: 21
Coding region: 102-2687 (861 amino acids)
Biological process (GO): protein deubiquitination
Molecular function (GO): cysteine-type deubiquitinase activity; zinc ion binding; protein binding
Source: RefSeq, a predicted model, not a curated record